AUGGCCACGUCUAUACUCGGGGAAGAGCCGCGCUUCGGAACAACCCCGUUGGCCAUGCUGGCGGCGACCUGCAACAAGAUCGGCAACACGAGCCCGCUGACGACGCUGCCAGAGUCGAGCGCCUUCGCCAAGGGCGGCUUCCACCCCUGGAAGCGCUCCUCGUCCAGCUGCAACCUCGGCUCCAGCCUCUCGGGCUUCGCCGUGGCCACCGGUGGCCGCGGCUCCGGCGGCCUGGCGGGCGGCUCGGGCGCAGCCAACAGCGCCUUCUGCCUGGCCUCCACGUCCCCCACGUCGUCCGCUUUCAGCAGCGACUACGGCGGCCUCUUUUCCAACUCGGCGGCCGCCGCGGCGGCGGCGGCCGGAGUGUCCCCGCAGGAGGCGGGCGGCCAGUCGGCCUUCAUCUCCAAGGUGCACACGACGGCGGCCGACGGCCUGUACCCGCGCGUGGGCAUGGCGCACCCGUACGAGUCGUGGUACAAGUCAGGCUUCCACUCGACGCUGGCGGCGGGCGAGGUGACCAACGGCGCGGCGUCGUCGUGGUGGGACGUGCACAGCAGCCCGGGCUCGUGGCUGGAGGUGCAGAACCCCGCUGGGGGGCUCCAGAGCUCGCUGCACUCGGGCGCCCCCCAGGCCUCGCUGCACUCGCAGCUCGGCACCUACAACCCCGACUUCAGCUCGCUCACGCACUCGGCCUUCAGCUCCACGGGCCUCGGCUCCUCGGCCGCCGCCGCCUCGCACUUGCUCUCUACCAGCCAGCACCUGCUGGCUCAGGACGGCUUCAAGCCGGUGCUGCCCUCCUACUCAGACUCCAGCGCCGCGGUGGCGGCUGCUGCCGCCAGCGCCAUGAUCUCGGGCGCCGCGGCCGCCGCCGCCGGGGGGAGCUCGGCGCGCUCAGCCCGCCGCUAUUCCGGCCGCGCCACCUGCGACUGCCCCAACUGCCAGGAGGCGGAGCGGCUGGGCCCGGCCGGGGCGAGCCUGCGGCGCAAGGGCCUGCACAGCUGCCACAUCCCGGGCUGCGGCAAGGUGUACGGCAAGACGUCGCACCUGAAAGCGCACCUGCGCUGGCACACGGGCGAACGGCCCUUCGUGUGCAACUGGCUCUUCUGCGGCAAGCGCUUCACGCGCUCGGACGAGCUGCAGCGGCACCUGCGGACUCACACGGGCGAGAAGCGCUUCGCCUGUCCGGUGUGCAACAAGCGCUUCAUGCGCAGCGACCACCUGAGCAAACACAUUAAGACGCACAACGGGGGUGGCGGGGGCAAAAAGGGCAGCGACAGUGACACGGACGCCAGCAACCUGGAGACGCCCCGCUCCGAGUCCCCUGACCUCAUCCUGCACGACUCCGGCGUCAGUGCCGCCCGGGCGGCGGCUGCGGCGGCGGCUGCAGCGGCGGCGGCGGCGGCGGCCUCGGCGGGAGGCAAGGAAGCCGCGUCUGGCCCCAACGACUCUUAG
Molecule: messenger RNA, 1452 nt
Organism: Panthera uncia (snow leopard)
Lineage: Eukaryota; Metazoa; Chordata; Mammalia; Carnivora; Felidae
Gene: SP9
Product: Sp9 transcription factor
Exons: 2
Coding region: 1-1452 (483 amino acids)
Biological process (GO): regulation of transcription by RNA polymerase II
Molecular function (GO): RNA polymerase II cis-regulatory region sequence-specific DNA binding; DNA-binding transcription factor activity, RNA polymerase II-specific
Source: RefSeq, a predicted model, not a curated record